GGUAACUGAUCAUCAUUCCUUGCUCUGGCGCCUUAUAAGCCAUAUACUGUACACCUGUAUAUUUUAGGUUUCCAAUAAGUUGGUCUGACGUACUUAGAGAUGUCAAACGGAACAAUGGUUUGUAAGCUUAACGGCUAUGCCAAUGGUAAUUCUAUUACCGGUAAAUCGAAUGGUAUAUCGAAUGGUACAUCUAAUGGUUCAUCAAAUGGUUUAUCAAAUGGUUUGUCAAAUGGUUCAUCAAAUGGUAAAGCUAAUGGAUUACCCAAAGGUUUAUCUAAUGGCUGUUCCAAUGGUUUGUCAAAUGGAUUGAAAAAGACUUCUCCUGGUGAAGAGAGUUCAUCGGUUAAAUUGAUUGAAGAAUAUGAAGCGACUCCAUUCAUAAUAAUCGUUCUUUGCUAUAUUUCCUAUGUUAUUUUGAAUUUUUUUGGACAUUUACGUGAUUUUCUUCGGAACACUGGUAUAGAGAAGAACAAAUGUGCCGUUGAACGUAACCGACCGGGUUAUGUGCCGUUAUACAGUAAUUAUGAAAGCUUUUAUACAAGAAAUAUUUAUCGCCGUAUUUGCCAUGGUUGGAAUCAACCAAUCUGUAGUUUGCCUGGUACAACCAUUGAUAUUAUGGAUCGGGAUACUGACGACUACAAUUGGACUUUCAGAUUCCCGGGAACAACAAGCAAGUGUAUCAACAUGGGAUCGUAUAAUUACUUAGGAUUUGCUGAAAAUGUUGGUCCUAGAGCAGAUGAAGUUCAAGAAAGUAUUUUAAAAUAUGGAACAAAUGUUGGAUCUCCAAGGCAUGAAUUCGGUACAUUGGAUAUUCAUCAUAAGCUUGAGAAACUUUUAGCUGAGUUUUUGCAAGUUGAAGAUGCUGUUGUAUUUGGAAUGGGUUUUGCGACAAACUCUACUAACAUCCCCGCACUUGCUGGAAAAGGUUGUCUCCUCUUGAGUGAUGAAUUAAAUCAUGCUUCUCUCAUUCUUGGAUGUAAAUUAUCUGGUGCAACAAUCAAGGUUUUCAAGCACAACGACAUGACUGACUUGGAAGCCAAACUUCGUCAAGCUAUCGUCGAGGGUGAACCAAGAACUUCUCGUCCAUGGAAAAAAAUUAUUAUUGUUGCUGAAGGUGUAUAUAGCAUGGAAGGUUCAAUCGUCAACUUACCUGAGAUAAUUAGACUCAAGAAAAAGUAUAGAGUAUAUCUUUAUUUGGAUGAAGCUCAUAGUAUCGGAGCUAUUGGAGAACACGGAAGAGGAGUGUGCGAUUAUUUUGGUCUUGACACAAAAGAUGUUGACCUUUUGAUGGGAACAUUCACUAAAAGUUUUGGCUCGGCCGGUGGUUAUAUUGCUGGUUCAAAACAAUUGAUGAAUCACAUUCGUUUACAUUCUCAUAGUUUUGGCUAUGCUAGUAGUAUGGCAGCUCCAGUUGCCCAACAAAUAUUAGGUGUACUCAAGACCAUAAUGGGAACUGUGGGUGAUGGAGAAGGACAACGAAGGAUAUCAAGACUUGCCAGAAACUCACGAUAUUUUCGCCAGAAACUUAAACAACUGGGUUUUAUUGUUUAUGGUAACGAUGACUCACCAGUUGUUCCAUUACUAAUUUAUUUUCCAGGAAAAAUUGUUGCUUUCGUUGCUGGAGCUAAAAAAUUAGGUGUAGCUACAGUUGGAGCAGGUUAUCCUGCAACACCAUUAAUUGAAUCAAGGGUUAGAUUCUGCCUCUCAGCCUCUCAUACCAAAGAAAUGCUUGACAAAGCUCUUGAAGUAACAAGUAUCCUUGGAGAUAAAUUUGCUCUUAAAUACUCACGUCGGACACGAAACACGUGCAAUAUAGAAUAUUGAAUGUUAUUUAUCAACUAGGAAAAUUUAUUCUAUCAUUACCAACUACUUUACAAAUUUAUAAAAUUUAUAACUUGAAUCAAAAAAACAAUCAAACUGAGGGCAAACUCCUUCACUGGAUUUUGAACUCGAAAAUCAAAAAUGACUAAACGAUUACGUUCGCUACAAUUUACAUUCUAACCCGAUGAGAACUUUCAUUAUUUAAUCAACUUGGAUGUUGAAAAAUUUGCCAAACUCGGAGGGAAAAUUAAAAUCCGCCCAAACUGAACUUGCCUGUUUAUUCAGAUUAUUCAAACAAAUAUAAAAAUUGUUUUCUUUCCGAGAAAAAAAAUUACCACCUGCAAUUAUAUCAAUAGAUUAUUUAUUUAUUAACAGUUUCUUCAAUUAAAAUGUAAAUUCAAAUUCA
Messenger RNA from Tetranychus urticae (two-spotted spider mite), 2227 nucleotides. It is a transcript of the gene lace, whose product is annotated as serine palmitoyltransferase long chain base subunit. Gene Ontology annotation, cellular component: serine palmitoyltransferase complex. Lineage: Eukaryota; Metazoa; Arthropoda; Arachnida; Trombidiformes; Tetranychidae. Gene Ontology annotation, molecular function: pyridoxal phosphate binding; serine C-palmitoyltransferase activity. Gene Ontology annotation, biological process: sphingosine biosynthetic process; ceramide biosynthetic process. The record is from RefSeq and is a predicted model, not a curated record.